AUGAGGAAAGGCAGGGAGAACGGGGAAGACAUCGAUGGUGAGGAUGACGAGGUGGGGCCGACGACCAGCGAGGGCGACGGAGACGAGACUCAGGAGCACGAGAGCGAUGGGGCCGAGGAAGACGUCGGGGAGGAGGAAGAUGCAGGCCAGCGCCAGCACUUGCGAGGGCUGCAGCGAGGCACGCCCCUGCGCGUCACGGCGGCGAACGUCGGGGACUCGCGCGCGGUGCUCUGCCGCGCGGGCGAGGCGUGGGAGGGCGUCGACACCAGCGGCUUGCCCACCACGGACAAGCAGCUGACUCUCCAGGCGUCGGCUUCUGAUCGGGCCCGCGUGUGGCGUGAUCCUACGGACGCAGCCCAGGACGUGAAGGCCAUAAUGACUAAGUGCCUUCAGGUGGCCCGCGGGUCGCCCUUGGUCUCCAUCGCGAUGUUGGAUGUGGACGCCGUGGUGCCGAAUACUGCUGCGAAAAAGGCGGGGGGUUUGCAGCCCACGGAGGCAACGCAGCUGCUCGUGGACAUUUUGAACGCUGUGGAGGUGGCUGGCACCUGGCCGUCGUGUUCGCGUGCAUUUCUGGGCGCCGCCAUCCCCAAGGCGUCGGGCGGCAACAGGUUGAUUGGCAUUGCGCCGACGUUGCAAAAGGUUUGGUCCAAGAUACGCACCAAGGCCACGGGGGGCGCGAAGUUUCGGAUGGCCGAGGACUUCGACGAGACCGCGGACGCCUUUGCCGCCGGGCUACGUCGUCUGCCGCUGCGGAUCUCGGACAAGACGAAGCUGGUCCUGAGCUCCGACGAGAUCGGGGUGGAGUUGGAGCGGCGCCCCGCCAAGGAGGGCAUCCUUUACCAGGGCGUUCGCGCCGCGGGCGGCCUCGGCUCGGGCAGCGCAGCUGGGCGCAAGAGGGCCACGGUGCGCAUCGUGAAGCGUCGGGCGGUGCGUGGCGUGACUGGCCCUGGCAUCGACUCGAGGAGGCAGUUGCUCAAGGAAUGGGUCGCCCUCUGGCUUGCGCAGCCAGCGCUGCAUCCCGGGAUCGUUAAGGCCGGUGGCCACGUGGCCGUCGUGGGGCCGUGCGAGCGGAUCGACGGCUGGGGCCUGAACUUGUCGCGUGCCCUGGGAGACUUCCAUUACAAGGCGCGCGCCGACCUGCCCCCGGAGGCGCAGAAGGUGUCUGCCUUCCCGGAGGUGGUGACCAUGGAGUUGACGCCCGAGGACGAGUUCCUGCUGCUCGGCUGCGACGGGGUCUUCGAGCUGCAGACGAACCAGAGCGCGGUCGACCUGGUCAGGAGCUCGCUGCAGUCAGGCAGAGCUGCCAGCGAGGCGGUGGAGGAUCUGGUGGACGCGUGCUGUAGCCACGACCUCUUCGAGACUCAGGGCAAGGGCAGCGACAACGUCAGCGCCUUGGUCGUCCUCCUGCGCUGA
Molecule: messenger RNA, 1413 nt
Organism: Prorocentrum cordatum
Lineage: Eukaryota; Dinophyceae; Prorocentrales; Prorocentraceae
Source: the annotation of a GenBank genome assembly